This is a messenger RNA of Myripristis murdjan (pinecone soldierfish), 961 nucleotides long. RefSeq names its product NK3 homeobox 1 (gene nkx3-1). The transcript is spliced from 2 exons. The record is from RefSeq and is a predicted model, not a curated record. NCBI's taxonomy places the organism in Eukaryota, Metazoa, Chordata, Actinopteri, Holocentriformes, Holocentridae. Gene Ontology annotation, molecular function: DNA-binding transcription factor activity, RNA polymerase II-specific; RNA polymerase II cis-regulatory region sequence-specific DNA binding. The coding region runs from base 35 to 607 and encodes 190 amino acids. Gene Ontology annotation, biological process: cell differentiation; regulation of transcription by RNA polymerase II. Gene Ontology annotation, cellular component: nucleus.
CUGCAGCCGUGAGUUUGUGGAGUACCGGGCAGAGAUGUCUGAGGCAGUCAAACCUCUGACCUCCUUCCUCAUCGAGGACAUUCUCUCCAUCAAGGAAAGCACAAGGCUUAACGGGAAAUGCUCCACACAGAAGAUGGAAAGAUGCUCACAGUGGAAAGAAGAAUCUGAGGAGUUGGAGCAGCUCUGCCAGCAGGACAUGAUGUUUGGAGUGCAGAACGAGUCCCUCGACACAUCCUGUCCCAGCACCUCAGACUCCAGCACUUUAACGUCUGCAGGGAAACAGAAGCGUUCCCGCGCAGCAUUUACACAUCUCCAAGUGCUUGAGCUAGAGAAGAAAUUCAACCACCAGAGGUACCUGUCAGCCCCGGAGAGGGCUCACCUAGCCAGCACCUUGAGACUGACUGAGACCCAGGUCAAGAUCUGGUUCCAGAACAGGAGGUAUAAGACAAAGAGAAAGCAGCAGACCUCGGAGCUGUGUAAGGACAUGUACAAGUCGGACAGACUGGGCCUCAGGGACGAUUUAGUCAGAGCAUCGCUGCUCUCCAGCCUCCACUACCGACCCUACCUGUGGGACUUCAGUGGCCCCUGGGGGCCGACAUUAUGGUGAAAUGGACAUGUACCAUGGACUCCUGGUUUAUGAUCAUAAAGCUUUUUGAUUGUUUCAUGUCCCUGUUUGUCAUGCUAAAUUUAUAGAAUUUUAAGCUAGGUCAUGUUCAGUAACACACUUUACUUUUAUUUAUUUUAACUCAAUUUUAAAUUCAUAGAUGCAUGUAUGGCAAUUACCCAGUCUUCUAAAAUGUUAAUGCUCAUAACAACAUUAGAUUUUUCUUUUCAUGAUUUGCCCAAAUCUGUGACACUGGAUGAAAAAGGCCCUGUAUGAAAUCCAACAAAACUAGUAGUACUGGACUACAUGUGGAUUUGCACAAAAAUAAUGAUUUAAUCACUAAAUUCACAUUGUUGA